CCGGCCAGGGGCCCCGAACCCGGGUCGGAGGACGCCGAGCCUGCCCGCCCGCCGCGCGCCGCCAUGGACGCCCGGGAGCUGCAGCCCGACCUCGACGGCGGGGGCGCCCCUGGCCACGAGCCCGGGGACGGCCCCCAGGACGAGUUCGACUUCUCCAUCCUCUUCUAUGACUAUGACUAUUUGAAUCCCAUCGAAGAAGAACCGAACGCACAUAAGGUCGUCGGCCCACCCUCCGGACUCCCGUACCCCGAUGAUGUCCCGGACUAUGGCCUCAAGCCAUACAGCCCCCUGGCCAGCCUGGCUGGCGAGCCCCAGGCCCGGUUCGCAGAGGCCGAGAGGGUGGGUGCGCAGAGCUUUCUGAGCCCCGCGCCGCCAGCGGGGGCCUCGGGCCUGAGCCCUCGGAUCGAGAUCACUCCGUCCCACGAACUGAUGCAGGCAGGGGGGCCCCUCCGCAUGACAGACUCGGGCCCGCUGGGCCAGCCCCCCGCGCCCGGUGCCAGCCCGCGCGUCACGCUGCCCGUGCCCGGCUUCGAGGGCUACCGCGAGCCGCCUUGCUUGAGCCCCGCUAGCAGCGGCUCCUCUGCCAGCUUCAUUUCCGACACCUUCUCCCCCUGCACCUCGCCCUGCGUCUCACCCAAUAACGGCGUGCACGACGACCUGUGUCCGCACUUUCAAAACAUCCAUGCUAAUUAUUAUUCCCCCAGAACGUCGCCAAUAAUGUCACCUCGAACCAGCCUCGCCGAGGACAGCUGCCUGGGCCGCCACUCGCCCGUGCCCCGUCCGGCCUCCCGCUCCUCGUCGCCUGGUGCCAAGCGGAGGCAUUCGUGCGCAGAGGCCUUGGUUACCCCGCUGCCCGGAGCCUCACCCCAGCGCUCGCGGAGCCCCUCGCCACAGCCCUUGCCUCCCGGGGCCCCCCAGGAGGACGGUGCCCGGGCCGUGUACUCGCCUGCGGUUGGCUCCUCUGUCCUCAUGGAAGCUCUGAACAGCCUGGCGGCGGACUCGCCGUGCGGGAUCCCCCCCAAGAUGUGGAAGACCAGCCCCGACCCCACGCCCGUGUCCGUGCCCAAGGCCGGCCUGCCGCGUCACAUCUACCCGGCCGUGGACUUCCUCGGGCCCUGCGAGCAGGAGGAGAGGAGAAACUCGGCCCCCGAGUCCAUCCUGCUGGUGCCCCCAACUUGGCCCAAGCAGCUGGUGCCGGCCAUUCCCAUCUGCAGCAUCCCGGUGACUGCAUCCCUCCCUCCACUUGAGUGGCCAUUAACCAGCCAGUCGGGCUCCUAUGAGCUGCGAAUUGAGGUGCAGCCCAAACCCCAUCACCGGGCCCACUACGAGACAGAAGGCAGCCGGGGGGCCGUCAAAGCACCGACGGGCGGCCACCCUGUGGUCCAGCUCCAUGGCUACAUGGAGAACAAGCCUUUGGGGCUUCAGAUUUUCAUUGGGACAGCUGAUGAGCGGAUCCUCAAGCCUCACGCCUUCUACCAGGUGCACCGGAUUACGGGGAAAACGGUCACCACCACCAGCUACGAGAAGAUCGUGGGCAACACCAAAGUCCUGGAGAUUCCUCUGGAGCCAAAGAACAGCAUGAGGGCAACCAUCGACUGUGCAGGGAUCCUGAAGCUCAGAAAUGCCGACAUCGAGCUGAGGAAAGGAGAGACAGACAUCGGGAGAAAGAACACCCGGGUACGCCUCGUCUUCCGGGUGCACAUCCCUGAGUCCAGCGGCAGGAUCGUGUCCUUGCAAACCGCGUCCAACCCCAUCGAAUGCUCCCAGCGGUCUGCCCACGAGCUGCCCAUGGUUGAAAGACAGGACAUCGACAGCUGCCUAGUCUACGGGGGCCAGCAGAUGAUCCUCACAGGCCAGAACUUCACAGCCGAGUCCAAAGUCGUGUUCACGGAGAAGACCACAGAUGGACAGCAGAUUUGGGAGAUGGAAGCCACGGUGGACAAAGACAAGAGCCAGCCGAACAUGCUUUUUGUUGAGAUCCCCGAGUACCGGAACAAGCACAUCCGUGCUUCCGUGAAGGUGAACUUCUAUGUCAUCAAUGGGAAGAGGAAACGAAGCCAGCCUCAACACUUUACCUACAACCCAGUUCCAGCCAUCAAGACGGAGCCCAGCGACGAGUAUGACCCGACUCUGAUCUGCAGCCCCGCCCAUGGGGGCCUGGGCAGCCAGCCUUACUACCCGCAGCACCCGAUGGUGGCCGAGUCCCCCUCCUGCCUCGUGGCCACCAUGGCUCCCUGCCAGCAGUUCCGCUCAGGGCUCUCGUCCCCUGAUGCCUGCUACCAGCAACAGAACCCAGCGGCCGUCCUCUACCAACGGAGCAAGAGCCUGAGCCCCAGCCUGCUGGGCUACCAGCAGCCCACCCUCAUGGCCGCGCCCCUGUCCAUCUCCGAUGCCCACCGCUCGGUGCUGGUGCACACUGGCUCUCAGGCCCAGGGUGCAGCCCUGCUGCAGCCAUCCCCAGCCGGUCAGCAGGCCUCGCCGGUCAUCCACUACUCCCCCACCAACCAGCAGCUCCGCUGUGGGAGCCACCAGGAAUUCCAGCACAUCAUGUGUUGUGAGAAUUUCCCACCAGGCACCGCGAGGCCCAGCCAGCCCCCGGUCAGCCAAGGUCAGAGGCUCAGCCCGGGUUCCUAUCCCACGGUCAUUCAGCAGCAGAACUCCAGCCAAAGAGCCGCCAAAAAUGGACCCCCAGUGAGUGACCAAAAGGAAGUACUACCCUCGGGAGUGACAAUCAAACAGGAACAGAAUUUGGACCAGACCUACUUGGAUGACGAGCUGAUAGACACACACCUUAGCUGGAUACAAAACAUAUUAUGAAACAGAAUGACUGUGCUCUUUGAUCCGAGAAAUCAAAGUUGAAGUUAAUGAAAUUAUCAGGAAGGAGUUUUCAGGACCUCCCACCAGAGAUCAGACGUAGAAGCAGCCACU
This is a messenger RNA of Elephantulus edwardii (Cape elephant shrew), 2928 nucleotides long. It is a transcript of the gene NFATC2, whose product is annotated as nuclear factor of activated T-cells, cytoplasmic, calcineurin-dependent 2. Gene Ontology annotation, cellular component: transcription regulator complex. The record is from RefSeq and is a predicted model, not a curated record. Bases 64 to 2817 code for a protein of 917 amino acids. Lineage: Eukaryota; Metazoa; Chordata; Mammalia; Macroscelidea; Macroscelididae. The transcript has 11 exons. Gene Ontology annotation, molecular function: DNA-binding transcription factor activity, RNA polymerase II-specific; RNA polymerase II cis-regulatory region sequence-specific DNA binding; transcription factor binding. Gene Ontology annotation, biological process: regulation of transcription by RNA polymerase II; calcineurin-NFAT signaling cascade; cytokine production.